Molecule: messenger RNA, 1925 nt
Organism: Musa acuminata AAA Group (dessert banana)
Lineage: Eukaryota; Viridiplantae; Streptophyta; Magnoliopsida; Zingiberales; Musaceae
Product: beta-glucuronosyltransferase GlcAT14B-like
Exons: 4
Coding region: 199-1542 (447 amino acids)
Cellular component (GO): membrane
Molecular function (GO): glucuronosyltransferase activity
Source: RefSeq, a predicted model, not a curated record
UCUAUUAGUCGAAUCACCCCCGCUCGCCCAACUCCACACGUAAUCCCAACACCGUUGCCGGCUCCUCCGCCCUCUCCUUCUCGCCAAUGUAACGGAUUCGGGUCUCCGUUCAGCGGUGAGGAAGGAGGCAGUGGAGGACCGAGGGACCACUUCGGCUCCGAUUCAACCCCCUCGCCACCCUCCCCCUGCCGCCGGGCCAUGGAGACGAAGCCGCCACCUCCUCCGCUUCCACCACCGCAGCUACAGCGACGGGGAAAGUGGGUGGUGCCCCUGCUCGCAUCUUUCUUUCUCUCGUCCCUCUUCAUCUCCGCCUCCAUCUUCUCCUCGUCCUCGUCCUUCUCCUCCUCCGCUGCCGCCUCCUUGUCCCGCCAGGCCCUCCUCCUCCUCUCGUUCUCCCAGAUCCCGAUCCCUAUCGGCGACGAUCCCCUUUUCGUGGAGUCCAAGCUCCGCAGCCGGCCGCUGUCCGCCGCUGCCCCUGCUCGGCCGGUCCCCCGUCUCGCUUAUCUAAUCUCCGGCUCGGCCGGUGACGGCGCCAGCCUCCGGCGGACCCUUCGCGCGCUCUACCACCCGGCCAACCAGUACGUGCUCCACCUCGAUCUCGAGGCCUCCGCGGCGGAGCGCCUCGAGCUAACCGCCAUCGUCCGGGAAGACCCGGUCUAUACCCGCUUCCGCAACGUUAGGGUCGUCUCCCGCGCCAACCUGGUCACCUACCGUGGUCCGACCAUGGUCUCCAACACUCUCCACGCCGCCGCCAUCCUCCUCAAAGAGGCCGGCGACUGGGACUGGUUUAUCAACCUCAGCGCCUCCGAUUACCCUCUUGUCACCCAAGACGAUCUAUUGUACACACUAUCAAGUUUUCCGAGGGACUUGAACUUUAUAGAGCACACUAGCGACAUUGGAUGGAAGGAGUAUCACAGGGCUAAGCCUGUUAUUAUAGACCCUGGGCUUUAUAGCUCGCAAAAAACAGAUGUGUUUUGGGUUUCUGAGAAAAGGAGUGUACCCACUGCAUUCAAGCUCUUCACAGGCUCUGCUUGGAUGAUGCUUUCUCAUCAGUUCAUCGAGUUCUUGUUAUGGGGGUGGGACAACCUCCCAAGAACAGUUCUGAUGUAUUAUGCAAACUUUCUGUCAUCUCCUGAGGGGUAUUUCCACACUGUAAUCUGCAAUGCGCGUGAUUUCCGCAACACCACAGUCAACCAUGACCUUCACUUCAUAUCUUGGGAUAACCCUCCGAAGCAGCAUCCUCACCUUCUCACACUAAAUGACUUCUCAAGGAUGGUCAGCAGUAAUGCUCCAUUCGCAAGGAAGUUUGGCAGAGAUGAUCCAGUACUCGACAAGAUCGACAAGGAGCUCUUGGGCCGUGAUCCUGAUGGUUUUGUGCCUAGUGCAUGGUGUGACAAUCUGAAGAUGGAUACUGGCAAUAAUCUACCAUUUGCAGUGAGGAAUGUCACUGAGCUGAGGCCUGGGGCAGGUUCCCAGAGGGUCAAAGCCCUAAUAACGGGUCUGCUUUCAGCAGAUGGUUUUGAGAAGAAGCAUUGCAUUUGAUCAUAUGAGUUGUAAAUUUCUUGAGCUAUGAUGCUUUGAGCUGUCUUGAGCCUCGUCAACUCAAAAGCAGUGAAUAGGUGCAGGAGAUCUGUUACUUGCCCGGAAGGUCAUAACCUGGAAAGGGUAGGAAUCUAUGCAAAUAAUGACUUGUUUUGCUUCUCGUUGGUGAUAGAGUUAGUAUGUAAAGCAGCUAAUCUCAAACUCCCUGGCCUUGGUGGAUUACAAUCUGCAUGUGGGCAUGAACUAUCCAUCAAUGCCGAUAUCGAGUACAUCAAAUCUGGUGUUCAGAAGUCACUAUACGCCCUAAUGUAUCAGCAUAAUUCGGCGGCUUCGUUCUGCAGAGAUUCAUUCAAUGUCUAAUUUAUGUGCUAUUUGUUUGAUCA